Sorghum bicolor (sorghum) is the source of this 1627-nucleotide messenger RNA. RefSeq names its product protein PIN-LIKES 7. Gene Ontology annotation, cellular component: membrane. The transcript has 11 exons. Gene Ontology annotation, biological process: endoplasmic reticulum to cytosol auxin transport. The record is from RefSeq and is a predicted model, not a curated record. Bases 201 to 1460 code for a protein of 419 amino acids. Lineage: Eukaryota; Viridiplantae; Streptophyta; Magnoliopsida; Poales; Poaceae.
CUCGCAACAGCACAUUUCGUCUUCUUCCACAUGACCACACCUCUCUCUCUCUCUCUCUCUCUCUCUCUUCAGGAAAUUCAGAUCUUUGGUCUCAUUCCAUUUCUUCCUGUAAAUAUAAUUGGAGACAAUACAGACACACCUAGAAGGGAACUCCGAAUGUUCUUGGCCGGCGAAAUCUGAGGCUGCCCGCCAAAGCCAAGAUGAGGUUCUGGUCUCUGCUCGUCGUAGCAUGGCUGCCGGUUCUGCAGGUCCUCCUCGUUGGCUUGCUCGGAGCUCUUCUCGCGUCCAGCCGCCUCGACGUUCUCACGUCCGAUGCUCGGAGGAACAUCAACAAGGUUGUUUACAUCGUCUUCGUUCCAUCGCUUGUUUUCUCCAGCUUGUCGAGUACCGUCACGCUCAAGGACAUCGUUUCUUGGUGGUUCAUGCCAGUGAACAUGGGCAUCGUGUUCCUGAUCGGAGCGGUUCUAGGGUGGGUGUCUGUCAAGGUCUUCAGACCUGAAGAACAUCUUCAGGGACUUGUCAUUGCUUGCUGCUCAUCAGGUAACUGGGGAACCAUUCCUCUGAUGAUUGUUCCAGCAAUUUGCAAUGAGGAGGGCAGCCCUUUCGGAGACGCCAGCACCUGCAACUCUCUUGGUCUCUCUUAUGUGUCCUUGUCAAUGGCGCUCGGCAACUUCUAUAUAUGGACGCACAGCUACAGUGUCAUGAAGAGAUCCGCUACGCUGUACAAGGCAAAACGGCGUAAGAAAGACGCUCAGAUUGACACAAGCAAAGAACAUUUUGGACAGGAUGCAGCUGGUGAUUACGCCGCUUUUGUUCCACUGUCCUCUGAAGAUUUAUCCGAUGAUGUUGGAAGCAACUCGAUUGGUCAGCAGGUUACUUCUCCCUUGCUUCCAAAUGAUCCUAGAGCUAGCGUCUUGGGUUACUACUUGAGAAGAGCAGAGGAGUUGGCGGUGGAGAUACUGAAAGAACUAUGGUCACCGCCAAGUGUAGCUGCGGUCGUGGGAUUCAGUGUGGGUGCAGUAGACAAGGUGAAAUCACUUGUUACUGAAGAAGGUUCUCCUCUCAGGGUAAUCCAGGAUUGUACCAAAUUAUUAGGGGGCGCUACAAUUCCAUGCACGGUGCUGAUUCUCGGUGGAAAUCUAACCAAAGGUAUAGGCAAGACGGUGGUCAAGCCCAGUGUGCUCAUAUCAGUAAUUGUCAUACGUUUUGUUCUCCUCCCGACUUGCGGAAUCGGCAUCGUCACAGCAGCCACCAAGCUUGGGUUGCUACCGAAUUCUCCCCUGUACCGCUACGUGCUCCUCCUGCAAUCCACGGUUCCUCCAGCCAUGAGCAUUGGCACAAUAGCUCAGCUGUUUGAUGUGGGGGAAGAGGAGUGCUCUAUCAUCUUCCUGUGGACGCACCUAGUUGCUGCCCUUGCUCUCACGCUUUGGUCGACGGUGUUCAUGUCACUUGUACUGUGAGCUACCAGUACUGAAUCUAGCUGAAUGGGAGAGAUGAUACAUAGCAUAGACAAAUGAGGAACAUAAAAUGUACCAGCACCAUUACAAGUAAUGGUAACAUUAGCAAGAUUUGGCCAUGCAAAACAAUGUUUUCUUUCCAUAUAAAUGAAUGUUGCCUAAAAAAACAA